Molecule: messenger RNA, 4827 nt
Organism: Emericellopsis cladophorae
Lineage: Eukaryota; Fungi; Ascomycota; Sordariomycetes; Hypocreales; Bionectriaceae
Product: Serine/threonine-protein phosphatase 6 regulatory ankyrin repeat subunit C-like protein
Exons: 1
Coding region: 1-4827 (1608 amino acids)
Biological process (GO): metal ion transport; transmembrane transport
Cellular component (GO): membrane
Molecular function (GO): protein binding; metal ion transmembrane transporter activity
Source: RefSeq, a predicted model, not a curated record
AUGAGUUCCGCGUCCCGGAGUGGCAGCAACAGGAGCCCGGGCUCCUCAGGGGGUGGCAUCAGCUCUCGCGCAGGUCAAGAACAAGCCGAGGGCAGCGAGGGGGGCUCAGGCAAGCCGAGUCGCGACGUCAGCACCCGGCAUAGUUGGCGAACUGGCUCGCCAAUCGUGCCAGAGCCGCGCAGUCCUUCAUCUGCGAAGAGUGGCAGUACGCGAAAGACGACUCGAUUUCCUCUAGCUCCGCCGACCCCAACAGGAUACCCUGGGUCAGCAGAUCGCCAUCCUUCCUCCCUCUCCGGCACCAACGAGAGCGAAGAUGGGCGUGAUGACAUUCAGACCAAGCUUCUCGUCGCCGCCAAAUCGCGCAAGCCAUCUGAUGUGCUGGCGUACCUUGAAAAAGGGGCCAACCCACUGGCGCCCGCUCUCCAGUUGCGCCGCACGUUUCUCCAUCGUCUUUGCCUGAACCCUUGGCUGUACCCAAACCUUCUGGUCAAGAUUUUUGCGAGCAUCGGCGGCGCAUGUGCGCAGACGCUGUUGUCGCAACAGGACAAGCGAGGCGAGACCCCUUUGUACAUGGCUCUGGGGACGGACUUUGUAGACGGCGCCGCCGCCAUCAUUAAGACCCUCAUUGACAACGGCGCUGACCCCAUGGCCCUCUUGCCCUCUGAGCAGCUCCCUCUACAUCGCGCAGCUUGGAAAGGAUCUGUUGCCGUCACUCAAGUGAUCCUGGAUCAUAUGGACCUUGCUGCCAUUGAUACAAAAGACGAUUUGGAAUGCACACCCUUAGACACAGCUUGCUGGAAAGGCCACCAUGAGAUCGCUGAGAUCUUGAUCAAAGCAGGCGCCAACAUACAUACACGUGAUAACGAUGACUGGACUCCGCUGCGAUCGGCUGCGCAGCAUGGUCAACUUCGAGUGUGCGAGAUCCUCAUUGAAAACGGCGCAGACAUACAUGCCCGAGACAACAAAGGCAUGACUUCCUUGCGGGUGGCGGCUGAGCACGGCAAGACGGAUAUUAUUGCUCUACUUUAUGGACUUGGAGCCGACCUGGCCAGCCAUGACGAGCUCGGAUUCACAGGCCUCCACGCGGCGAGUCGUGAUGGCGAGCUCGAAGCUGUCAGACAGCUUCUCGUUUUCGGCGCAUACGUCAACUGCAGAACACUCAAAGGCUACACACCUCUCGAUCUCGCGUGUUGGAACGGCGAAGAUGUAGUCGUCAAAACCCUUAUUGAGGCAGGCGCCGCUGUCAAUGUCUGCGACUGGAGGGCUAUGACGCCUCUAAUGACAGCCUGCGAGGCCAAUAAGCUCAGCAUAGUAAAUUUGCUUCUCGAGCAUGGUGCGGAUGUCCACCGACAGGACACGGCUGGACAGGCGGCAAUUGAUCGGCUGACCGACCUUCCCGACAACGGCAUCCUGCAAGUGCUCGUGGACAAGGGUGCAUAUAGCGAUGUGGCAUCCUCGUUCCGGGGGGCCACACCACUCAUGGCGGCUGUUCGUUUUGGCAUACUGAACGCAGUGGCGAGUCUCUUGAAGCGAGGGGCCGAUACCAACAAGCGAGACAAGGGGGGCUUUCAUUGCUUAAUGCACGCAUGCCAGAUAGGUCGACCCCAAGUUGUCGAGGUUUUGCUCAACCACAAGGAAAAGCCGGUUGAUGUCGACCAACGGGACAAUAGCGGGAACAGCUCGCUUAUAUAUGCCACCUCGUACGGCCACGAAGCCGUCAUUGAGAUGCUGGUCAAGGUGGGCAAAGCGGACGUCAAUAUUAGCAACGUCAACAACACCACAGCGCUUCUUUCUGCUGCUACCUUCGGAUUGGCCUCUAUAGCUCGCUUUCUUCUGAGCGCGGGAGCUGAUCUCACUAUUCGAGACAAGUCUGGGCGAAAUGCGUUACAUCGAGCGGCCAUGGGAGAGUCCGUGGAGAAUUCCUUCUCCACAGAGCAGCUAGAUCCGAUGCAGCAUUUGAGGGCAUGGAAUGAGGUCGUCGUGGAUUUACUGGACAAAGGAGCCGACCCUCUUGUCCAAGAUGACUUGGGUCAUACUGCUCUCCAUCUUGUUGCGUUUUCAAAUGACUUGGAGAGGACCAACUCUAUCUUGGACAAGGUACCGUCGGACAAGCUCACUAUCCGCAACAAGGAGAAGUUCACCCCGCUGGGGACGGCGUGCGUUCGCCAGAAUCGGUUCCCGGCCGAGGCUAUACUGGCCCGUGUAGACGUGGCAGACUUUGGCGACAACCACGAGGAAACCGAGAAAAACGCCCUGUGGUGGGCUGCGAAUGGAGGAGAGACGCACGAGAUUGUUCGGCUGUUGUUCAAGAAGAGCGCAACGCUCACCGUCCCCAUGCUGAGCGAGACAAUGAUGGGCUGGACUGCGAUGGACUGGGCAGCGUACAGGGGCAUGCCGAACGUGCUUUGGGGACUCCUGUGUACGACUGAACAAGGAGACAAUUCGGACAAGAUGAGAAUGUCGGCCAUGAAGCUGGCUAAGGAGAGGAGAAAACAGGAGGAAAAGCUUAAGGCUGCCGCUUUGCCUCGGAAAUUAACGACAAUCGACGUGGUCGGCCAGCCUUUGCAUAUGAAAACAAAGGACAAGGACUCGUCCGCCAAAUAUCGCGGAGGCAAGUACGGAGCGCCCGCUGUCAAAGAGGUUAAAGAGAUCAAAGAACUUAAGCUGGACGAGGCCGAAAUCUCAUCGCGUCCCGCGACGCCCGUGACAGGCCACGUAUCGCCCGUGGAUAACGUGCCCAAGGAUAACUGGCCCGCGGAACACGCCGGUCUUGAGGCGAGCAAAAGACCCGUCGAAGGCGACACUGUCAAACGGCCAAACGAGAAAAAGUACUUGGCCAAGAAGGAGGAGGAAGCGGCCGAUGCUGGUGACCAGCAAGGGAUUUCCGACGUCUACGGACUCAUCAUAGACAUGCUGCGCGACCCGCCAGUUACUCAGACAUCGGGCCCCAAAGAACCGUUUGUGGCUCCAUCGUUUGAACAAAAGUCCUCGGGGAUCCUUGAUGAGUACGAGGCAGCAGUGGUUGACUUUUAUGCCACAGGCGGACGAUCAGGGUUUCUGAGGCGCUACCGCUCCAUCAAAGAGACUAUCUACACCUCCAGUCCUCUUGAAAUCAUGCGCAAGGCUAGGGAGACCAUGCAUCAAGUCGGCUCAGGCAUACGGCAUGCCGACUCCAUUGGUGGUCUGGACCAGCACAAGCUAUAUUCCUUCGACGAACUGCGCUUUACGUGGAUACACUUGCCCGCCAACAAUCUCAAAUGGAUGCAAGAUCUCAUCUUGAAACUGUAUGUCGAAGACGAAACCUACAGCGAGACCCAGUACCGCGACAUGAGCGCCUUUCUGAGGAAGAGCUGGCUCCAGACACCAGACCGCACGUCCAAGACUCGCUUCAUGAAGCCACGGUGCGUCCAGGAUGGAGACAGCUACCCGCUCGCUCUCUACGUACCCUAUCUCACGUUUUCGCAAGAAGCUACAGACCGCCGCCGGCUAUCAGCAUCUGAUGACUACAUCAAGAAUCUGGAGAAGUACACCAAGCUGCUCGAGGAGUAUAGUGAUAGCAUUAUCCAUGGCUCACGCACGCUGGACGAGUUCUAUUAUCACUUUGCCUCUGACGAGCGGUUCCAGAAGGAUAUGCAGCUCCGCAACCUAGAUCAAGUCGUUACCAAGGCUAUCGACGGCUCUCCCAUGGGUAUGGCAGACGCCAUGCACCUGUUUACCGCUGUCAGAGUUGACCAGCUGUGGCUGUGGAUGCUUGACGACUACACCUUGGUGACUUCGUCGACUCAUCGCAUGGAUGGGAUGCCGGACCCCAUCUUCAGCGGAGUGCUGGAUCUUCUCGGCCAGGGCGACAGUCGUUCCCGAGUGUCCCAACCGACCACAGCUCUAGAGAUGAGCCAAACCAUUGUGGACUUUUGUGUUGGGCAGUUCAACCGGGGCAGUCCGUCCACGAGAUCCCACGGAUCCCUCAGGCAGAUAUUCUUUGAUUCCAUCAACAAGACCGCCAUUGAAGAAUCGGAGCUGUACCGCAAACUGCUCUCGAAAAUGGAGAGCGCCAGACUCCGAAGCCAGAAGAGGCAAAAUGCCAUUGGGAGGGCUGCUGGCCUGUUUCGAGAAAUUAAGGAUAUUCGAGAUGAGCUCAACAUCCUCAAGGCCGUUGUCGAGGCCCAGGAGAUUGUGCAGAACCAGCUGCAAAAGAUACAGCCACGGGAUAUCCAAUCCGCAAAGUCCAUCCUCAAGGACAUCUACGAGAUGGACGAGCUCGCGAAACGGAUACAGAGCUCGAUCAACACGACCCUGACGUUGGAGCAGAACGAGAUUGCCAUUUCACAGGCCCAGCAGAGCGUCCGCCAAGGGAGGACGCUCAUGGUGUUCACUGUUGUCACCAUCCUGUUCCUGCCCAUGUCGUUUCUCACGUCCUUCUUCGCCAUUGACGUGGCCGCCUUUGUGACGACGCCAAAAUGGACGUUUGCUGUCAUUUUCGCGGUCUCUGUUGGUAUCACGAUGCCGUUGGCCUGCUACGCCUUUUAUUCGGACGAUAUCGUGGGCUUCUUCCAUGACUUGACCUCGAAACCCUCGUCGGCGUCGGAUCAGCAAAGUACGGGGACAAGAACCGAAUCCGUGCAUGCUGAGAUACUCUCGCUGCGCCAUGACGGCCCCGAGAAACGGAUGACCCCAAACAUGUUUCAAGACGAGAGGAAGGAGAGCAUCAGGGCCAGGAUGAAAGAGAUGGCAACCGUGGGGCCGACCAGCAACAAUGCCUCAACUAGGUGGAAGUUGACCAGGCGCAAUGGCAGUCGCGGUAUGACCGACGAGGAGGCACAGAAGUGA